AUGUUUACAGAUGCCCCUAAAACAAAAAGGAAAAGGACAGAGGAGAGCUGGAGCCAGAAUGACAAACAAGGAACGAACGAGAUUCCUGAAACAAGAGCUCCAGCAAGAAAGAAAAGAAAGAGGGCCGUGAAUUUGCUCAAUAAGAAGACCCAGAAACAGAGGAAAGACACCAAGCUAGACACCUUUGCCUCUCGUUACGUUAUUGGGGAAAAAUUAGGUGAAGGAGGCUUUGGAGCUGUCUACGAGGGAAGACGCGUUUCUGAUGGCUUGCAGGUGGCUGUCAAAAUCAUCUUAAAACAGCCAGGAGAUGAAGAAUUUGUUCAAAGUCCUGUUGAACCCAAGGCUGUGCCUGUGGAGGUGGGUCUGUUGCAGAUGAUGAACCAGCCACCCAUCUGUAAGAAUAUAAUACAGCUCAUCGAGUGGUUCGACGAGCCUGACCACUACAUACUAGUCUUGGAGCGCCCAGAUCCUUGCAUGGAUUUGGAGAGCUUCAUUGACGAGUUUGGAGGUUCCAUUGAUGAAGACAGAGCUCGUGCCAUAAUGCUCCAGGUACUGGAGGCAGUGUGCCAGUGCUGCAAGAGAUGUGUCUUCCACCGGGAUAUCAAAGCAGAGAAUUUAUUGAUCAACACCGACACCUCAGAUGUCAAGCUCAUUGACUUCGGCUGCGGAGAUUGGAUCAAGAAAACUGGUUAUAAGGAAUUUGCAGGCACACUUGAGUACCGCCCUCCUGAGUUCCUUAUCGAGGGGAGGUAUCAUGCCAAACCUGCAACAGUUUGGUCUCUAGGUGUCCUACUGUUCAGGUUGGUUUGUGGACACCUUCCCUUUAGACUGGACAAGGAAAUCAUUGAUGGGCUUCUGUACUUCAAAGAUGGCCUAUCCAAUGAAUGCUGCAAUCUGAUUCGCUGGUGUCUGCAGUACAGCCCCACCAGGAGGCCUAAUUUGGAGCAAAUCAAGCUGCAUGAUUGGUUCAGGUGGGGGUAUAGCUCAGUGGUAGAGCAUUUGACUGCAGAUCAAGAGGUCCCCGGUUCAAAUCCGGGUGCCCCCUUCCACUUGACCCGCAGAUGGGAAACCAAGAAGAAGGAUAAUCUAAAAACCCGAGUCUGCCCCAUGAUGGCCUGGCGACUAGUCCAGGGUGUUUCAAUCAAGUUCCAGUGUAGUGGUCCACCCUCCAGAUGGGGGUAUAGCCCAGUGGUAGAGCAUUUGACUGCAGAUCAAGAGGUCCCCGGUUCAAAUCCGGGUGCCCCCUUCCACCGGACCACUUGUCAGGUGGCCAAAGGUUUAUUCGUGGGCUGUAGUGAGCUGGAAUAA
Molecule: messenger RNA, 1308 nt
Organism: Colossoma macropomum (tambaqui)
Lineage: Eukaryota; Metazoa; Chordata; Actinopteri; Characiformes; Serrasalmidae
Product: serine/threonine-protein kinase pim-3-like
Exons: 8
Coding region: 1-1308 (435 amino acids)
Biological process (GO): negative regulation of apoptotic process; protein autophosphorylation; regulation of mitotic cell cycle
Cellular component (GO): cytoplasm
Molecular function (GO): ATP binding; protein serine/threonine kinase activity
Source: RefSeq, a predicted model, not a curated record